GGCGACCACGCGCCCGUCCAGCGCCACUCGCCGCCGGCCCCCAACCGCCUCGCCGGCAAUAAUAUUUACAGCGGAUUUACACCCGAGCACGGCUCAGCAAACUAGCGCAGAAAGUGCUGGAAUACCACGCUUCAGGCGCAGUAAGCCCUCUCGGCGACUGUCAUUGCUUGCUGCAGAAGAGCGCUGUGCGCAGCGAGCUGCAGGCUGGGAGAUGUAGUCCACUCGCCAGCGUCCUAUUCGAAAAGAGGACGAAAUAAGACUGCAUUAUCCAGCAUCCAACGAUCGGUCGAGAUGCUUUGGACCAGGCAUAGCAGUGAAAUGGGCAAAGCGCUGCAAUCCUUUGGAGGGUGGCGGAGGUGCGAGCUGCAAUGAGAUUGGAAAAGUGCAUUUAUAUAUUUGUUGGUUUCUCACUUCGUGUCAUUCAUUGGUAGGCAGCAGCUGCAUAGUAUAGUCGGCCGAUUAGAUUCCAGAUAUAAAACCUAUUUAGGGACGGAUUUUUCUUUUCUUAAUCUGCGGAUUGUCUUUCUGGAAUUAAGAAGAUGGUUAUUCGUGUGUUCACCGCCUCCUCUUCAGCCUCUAUUGCGAUCAAGAAGCGACAACAAGAUGUGGUGGGAUUCUUAGAGUCUAACAAGAUUGAAUUUGAAGAGAUUGAUAUAACAAUGUUGGAAGACCAGAGAUUGUGGAUGUACCACAACAUCCCUCAGGAGAACCAGCCUGCUCAAGGAAACCCACUCCCGCCUCAGAUAUUCAACAAUGAUGCCUAUUGUGGAGAUUACGAUGCAUUCUUCGAAUCAAAAGAAAACAAUACGGUUGCAAUUUUUUUUGGUUUGAAACCAAAAUCUACAUCACAGGAUUCUGAACCAUAGUUCCUUGAAAGCUCACAUGUAACCCAAAUGGUUUGUCUUGUGUAGAGCUGGCUCUAAGCUUGGCUAUUCAUUAUUGGAACACCUCAGCACAAUAAAUGCCUUGUGUUAUGUCGUCGACCAUUGCUUUAUAUCCCAGCUUACCACAAUGAAACCUUUUAGCUAUAACGGUAUUAGAAGAAAAGCAUAACUGGUCAUGUCAACUACACAUGAAACAGUCAAGUUCUUUGCUAAACUGGAUGGAUCCUGUUUGCUGCUUGCCACCUUGCCUUAUUAAACCUUGGUUUAUUUGAACAGUGUUGUACCUGCAUUGUACCUGUGUUCUACCUUCACCAACCCCAAAAUUUGUGCUCAAAUAUUAAAGAGACAUUCUUCAGGUUAAGAUCAUUAAUCUAAGGACAAUCCCCUAUGAAUGCCACUAUAUACUAUAGGUGGUGAGCAACAGAAGAAUGGACAGAGUUGUACGGAUGAAUCUCAACUAAAGGGGUCUGGAGUUGUACAUGUCUUCUUUAUGAAAAUACUUUACACUGAAUGCUGAAAUGUUUUGAAGAACUGCUGCUGUUAUUUCCAUCUCUACUCUGCAGAAAACAUGCUGAGAUCAUUGCUGGAGCAAUGCCAGUAAAUGCCUGCUGCAGUAUUUAAUGCAAGCAAAGGCACAAUACUAAAUCACAUGACUGGUGCAAAAGUAUUAAAGGCUUUUUGUUUUUGCUGAGAUACUGAUUUGCCAAGCAUUUGUUAUUGUAUUUUGUAUUUAUUAUCAAUGUUGUCCAGAAUCUUUGCAAUAGCAAGACAUAUUUAAUGCAGACAGUGAGUAUAAUGCAUCUUGGAACAGUAGGCCCAUUAUUUUAGUCAUUAGGUAUUCCUAAUGUUAAAUUAUGACCUCAAAUGCAGAAAGCAGAGGAAGGGAUACUUGGCUAAGUGGCAUCAUGUGGUAAAAUGUAAUAAAAAAAUCACAUGCCAAGCACUGUCCUCCAUGAAACUUGUCUUUACAGGACCAUAAAGCUGGAAUCUUAAACAUCAAGAACCAUAUUGAGGGAAAAAUAUAUUGGAAAAAUACACAGAGCACAAAGUGCAAAAUCCAGAUUGGGUUAAGAUUAUUCUGCCCAGUCACCAAUCUGCAUGGGCUGACCACGAAGCCAAUAAUGUCAUCUGCACAAGAAUCAUAAAUACAAUUGAUGUGUCUAAUGUGGACCAAGUAAAUAUUCAGCUGAAAAAUGGGAUGAUCCCAUGGAAAAUCUGCUACCCAAGGGUUAUUUUAUCAACGUACAUAAGAUUAUUAAACUCACAGUUAACCUCCGCUUGAUGUUGUGUAAUGUAUGAACUGAGGUUUUCUCCCUACUGAUUAAUUGGAAGACCAAAGUUAUUGUUCUCUAUUCCAACCAUGAACUCCAUUCCUUUGGUGACAUUUUUGACCCACAAAUUCAGACCAAAUACAUAUGCAUUUAAGUGUGUCUGGAGGAACUGCAGAUGCUGGUUUGCACCAAACAUAGUCACAAAAUCCUGGAGUAACUCAGCGGGUCAGGCAGCAUCUCUGGAGAUAAGGAAUAGGCGACAUUUCAG
Amblyraja radiata (thorny skate) is the source of this 2423-nucleotide messenger RNA. RefSeq names its product SH3 domain binding glutamate-rich protein like 2 (gene sh3bgrl2). Lineage: Eukaryota; Metazoa; Chordata; Chondrichthyes; Rajiformes; Rajidae. Gene Ontology annotation, cellular component: cytoplasm. The transcript is spliced from 5 exons. The coding region runs from base 540 to 866 and encodes 108 amino acids. The record is from RefSeq and is a predicted model, not a curated record.